AAAAUACACAGCAAAAUGCACAAAGCGUUCGUUGACAAGAAAUUGGAAGAAUAAGCAAAGACUGAAUUCUUCUACAAGGUCAAAGAGAACCAACACAGUUGCAGAUAUCAAGCCUUGUCUCGAUAUUUCCCAACCAUUUGCGAGAUCGACACCAAGAGGAUGCCAGACAAAGAUGGUGCCGAAAAGCUACAACAUAUUUUCCGCCACCAAUGCUGUAACAUCCGAUUCACUGGUCCACGACGUAACCAUGAUCAACCAAGGACAGAUUGAUAAAAAUUCUUAUGAACUCGAAUCUGCCUCUGAUUUUUUCCCAGAUCCAGAAUCAGAUUUGACAAUCGUCUCUGUACUAUCGGAUUUCGAAUCAGAUUGCUCUUCCAUUGAUUUUUCUGAUGUAGAAUCCGAAUGUGGAUCAGAUUCAUCGUGGGGAUCAAGUUUCGAGUCAAUCGCAAUAUCGGAUUUGGAUUAUAACGACGAAUGCGAAACAAACUCAGAAUUUGAAGAUGAAAAAGAGACUGAUCUCGACUUGACGAUUGUAACAGAUAGAAUCUUUGAGACUCGUUUUCAUGAUUGGUUGGGGCUAUCGUCAAUCAGAAAAUUGCAUUAUCUAUCGAUUAGAAAUCGAGGACUAGGUGCAUUCAAAGAAUUGGGCGGAUAUGAUAUUUGGGAUACAGUUACGUCCGUUGAUGAAAUG
Molecule: messenger RNA, 691 nt
Organism: Rhopilema esculentum
Lineage: Eukaryota; Metazoa; Cnidaria; Scyphozoa; Rhizostomeae; Rhizostomatidae
Source: RefSeq, a predicted model, not a curated record